Molecule: messenger RNA, 972 nt
Organism: Caenorhabditis remanei
Lineage: Eukaryota; Metazoa; Nematoda; Chromadorea; Rhabditida; Rhabditidae
Exons: 5
Coding region: 1-972 (323 amino acids)
Source: RefSeq, a predicted model, not a curated record
AUGAGCACUACAGCUCCCAACUACACGGAUAUACUUAAUUUAUCAGCUGCUUUUAUCAUCCUUGUGAUCGGAAUAAUUGGUCUAGUUUCCAAUUUUUUCAUCAUCUACAUAUUCAUAAAAUCAGCAGCCGAGAGAACAUCUUUCAACAUUAUAUGUGUUUCUCGGGCAGUCGUUAAUAUCAUAAUCAUCGCAUGGGCAUUUCUAGGAACAUUUCUUCCUAUAACAUUGAUUGGAGUCUCCCCAUUCAGCCCAAUCUACGAAACCUUAGUCAUAGGAAUAGCCAAUUCAUUGUAUUCGGGAUUUCAGGUGACUGGAAUGUAUAUUGCUAUAAAUCGAUUCUGUGCAAUGUAUUUCACAAUGUACUAUUCGAGAUUUUUCGGUUUCAAAACCACUCUUUUCAUCACAUCUUUGCUGUUUUUAUAUAGACUUGUGAGAAUAACAAUGCAGUUCUUCCGUUACAUACCCCGCGAAUGCUGGCUGACAUACACAUCGAUUGAUCUGACAUGGUUCCCAAACAUGGAUCCAAAAUGUGAAGAGGAUCAUGAUUAUCAAAUUGAUGCUACUGCCAUUUUUCUUGUUGCGAUGGGGUUAUUAAACGCUGCAACCUUUUCAAAAAUCUACUUUUUCUACAAAUCUACUGAUUUGGAUGUGAAAGAAAGAAGGAGAAAACAGAAGAAGAACCAAGCUUUGUUCAUUCAAACAAUGAUUCAAGAUGCUGUAAUAUUGAUUGAUAUGGUAUUCACUUACAAGCUGAGUCUAUUGAGUAAUAAGAGAACUUGGUCAUUCUUCUGUGGUACAGUCAUAUGGCAAUGCGUUCAUUCCUUUGAUGGAGUGAUCAUGGUUUUGUUCAAUGAGCGACUCACAUUUAUCAAGAAAACAUUAUUCACCCCGUCAUCAGACAGCCCUUCAGUUGUUCUUCCUGGAAAAACAAAUUCGGUGACGCCUUCUAUGUAUCCAUCUCGUGUUGAAUAA